UUCAUUUUAAUGUAAAUGGCCUGAACAAAUUAUAACACAACUUCUUGAAGCUUCCGCUUUAUUUUUUCUGUUUUGCCAUUGGUUAAUAUUUAUUAUCUCUGAAAACGAGGGUUACUUUUUUGACAGUAUUUGAUCUCUUUUCCGUAUAUAGUAUUGUAUUAUGUAUUAUUUUGUAAAAUAUUGUAAUUAUAAAAAAUAGUUUGAAAAUAUUUGUCCAGAUUUUACAUGUGAAUUACAAAUUUUUCUAAUAAUAUUAGCAAUCAGUAAGAUAAAGAAAUGAUAUGAGAUAGAUUUUUAUGCGGUCAUGUAUUUAGAACUGCCUAACUUCUUUUAUUUAUAGUUAUUUUGAAUUUCCUAUUGUUUACCAAAAGUUUUUUUCCAAUUAGAAUUUAACUACCAUUAUGGAACCUCCUCAGAUUAUAAAAUUAAAUGAAGACGUUAUAAACCGAAUAGCAGCUGGUGAAAUAAUACAACGACCUGCAAACGCGUUAAAAGAACUUAUAGAAAAUAGUCUUGAUGCUAAAUCAACAAAUAUUCAGAUAACCGUAAAAAAUGGGGGGCUCAAGAUGUUACAGAUUCAGGAUAAUGGAACUGGUAUAAGAAAGGAAGACUUUGAAAUAGUGUGUGAAAGAUUUACGACUUCUAAACUAAGAGAAUUCGCAGAUCUACAUAAAAUAGCUACUUAUGGUUUUCGUGGAGAAGCAUUAGCAAGUAUAUCUCAUAUUGCACAUUUGACUAUUACUUCUAAAACAAAAAAUGAUAUAUGUGCGUACCAAGGAUCUUUUGUUGAUGGUAAAUUACAGGGUACUCCUAAACCUACUGCUGGAAAUCAAGGAACUAUUAUAACAGUUGAAGACUUAUUCUACAAUAUGAGUGUAAGAAAAAAAGCAUUAAGGUCUGCAGCUGAGGAAUAUCAAAAGAUCUCUGAUGUUGUUGGUAAAUAUGCAGUUCAUAAUGCCCAUGUAGGUUUUGCGCUAAAAAGAUCCAAUGAAAGUAAUGAUAUUCGGACAAAUCCGAAUUCAAACCAAGUGGAUAAUAUACGGGUUAUCUAUGGAAAUGGAAUAGCUAGAGAGUUGAUUGAGUUUUCCAUGGAAAAUGAACAAUUUCAGUUUAAAGUUAAUGGAUACAUUUCUAAUGUCAAUUAUUCUCCCAAGAAAUUUCAAUUUUUGUUGUUUAUUAACCAUCGUUUAGUUGACUGCCAAAGUUUAAAGAGAUCUAUAGAUCAUGUAUAUUCAACCUAUUUGCCCAAAAACACCCAUCCAUUUGUUUACUUAAGUCUUGAAUUGGAUCCAACAAAUAUAGAUGUAAAUGUUCAUCCCACUAAACAUGAAGUACAUUUUUUACAUGAAGAUCAAAUCGUUGAGUGUAUUGCCACUGCAUUGGAAACUAAACUUUUAGGAUCUAAUAAUUCAAGAACUUUCUUUACACAGUCUAAGUUACCAAAAGUACUUAAUAUAGAGGUUCCAGAUGCCAAAGAGAACAAUAAUAGCCAUACUAAAACUGUAAAUGCAAGUAGUAUGGUUAGAACAGAUGCAAGAGAACAAAAAUUGGAAAAAUUUUUUGGAGAUAUUCAAAAGAAACAUGAAAAUGGCUCGACGGCACAAAAAUGUGGGAACUCAUCUUUCAUAGAAACGGAUAAUAACGCCCUCAAUGAAUCAUUUUUAAAUAGAGCGGACAAUUUGGAAACAAACAUAAAUCUGAAUAGAUCAGUUGUUGAUCCAAAGGUAGAAACAGAAGUUAAGAUGGCACAAGAUCAUCCCUCGUCUAAAACAUCUAAAAUAGAAUAUGUUGAGGAACCACAGAAAACAAUUGUUAGCAAUGAAUUGAAUGCAUUUUUCAUCAACAAAAUAACAAGGUAUGACACAAAACUAACGAGUGUUUUAGAGCUACGGAAAGAAAUAGAAGAAAAUUGCCAUAGGCUUUUAAGAGAAACAUUUGCCCAACAUGUUUUCGUCGGUAGUGUAGAUCCGUCUCAAGCAUUGAUUCAAUAUAGUACUAAAAUGUUUCUUUGUAAUACCAAAUUGGUAUUAGAAGAACUUUUCUACCAGUUUAUUAUGUAUAAUUUUCAAAAUUUCGACAGUUACAUUUUUUCCAAUAAAAUAUCAAUUUUUGAGUUGGCGAGAAUCUGUUUAGAUCUGGAGGAAACAGGAUGGACUCCUGAAGAUGGUGAUAAGUCAGAACUUUCAAAACGUAUUACACAUAUUUUAUCAGAGAAGGGACCAAUGCUGCAAGAUUAUUUUUCUAUGGAAAUAGAUGAAAUGGGAAAUAUAUGCAGUAUUCCAAUAUUAUUAGACAAUUAUUUGCCAGAUCCAAAAGCUUUGCCGAUGUAUGUAGUUCGAUUAGCUACUGAAGUGAACUGGGAAAUAGAAAAAGAAUGUUUUCAAAAUUUUGCUAGAGAAACUGCAAGAUUUUAUUCUAACGUACCAGAAGAAGUUAAUCAAAACGGAAAGGAUUGGCAAUGGGUAACAGAACAUGUUCUUUAUCCGGCUUUAAAAGAAUAUUUCAUACCCCCUAAAAUCUUUGCGGAAAAUGGUGCACUAUUAGAAAUAGCAGAUUUGCAUAAUUUGUACAAAGUUUUCGAGAGAUGUUGAUUGUUGUUAUAUUGUGCUUUAACAAUAGAACAUAGUUGACUGAUCAUCCAUUAUUUAAACAAUUGAGACAUUUUUAACAAAAUGUUAGAAUUUAAGUGAUUCAAAUGUACAAUUCCUAAUACCUGGUUCAUGAUAUUUAAAUGUAAAAUAUAAUUAAUUCAAAAUUGGA
Messenger RNA from Diorhabda carinulata, 2760 nucleotides. RefSeq names its product DNA mismatch repair protein Mlh1 (gene Mlh1). Gene Ontology annotation, cellular component: MutLalpha complex. The transcript has 10 exons. Gene Ontology annotation, biological process: mismatch repair. The coding region runs from base 402 to 2591 and encodes 729 amino acids. NCBI's taxonomy places the organism in Eukaryota, Metazoa, Arthropoda, Insecta, Coleoptera, Chrysomelidae. Gene Ontology annotation, molecular function: ATP binding; ATP hydrolysis activity; mismatched DNA binding. The record is from RefSeq and is a predicted model, not a curated record.